Molecule: messenger RNA, 2119 nt
Organism: Perca flavescens (yellow perch)
Lineage: Eukaryota; Metazoa; Chordata; Actinopteri; Perciformes; Percidae
Gene: maneal
Product: mannosidase endo-alpha like
Exons: 4
Coding region: 431-1783 (450 amino acids)
Molecular function (GO): alpha-mannosidase activity
Source: RefSeq, a predicted model, not a curated record
GUUCCGUAUGAUAAUGUUCCUGAUUACAUUGGGGGGUUACAUCUGAAUAGUUUCUGUACAAAGCUAGGCUAUAUGUUGAAUAAUAUUCAUGUUGUUGCCGUGCAUGUUUUCCAUGCCCACGUUGUCUUCUUUUGCCAUUUCCAGCCACAGCCGUUCAGUAAAGUUUGAUUCCGUUCUGAUGCUUGUUCUCUUUGGAUUCGCAGCGCCGCCAACCAGACAGUUCAUUCCCCUCUCAAGCUGUUAUUCCAAAUUUUAGAAAAGCAAUCGAAAAGCAAUGACAUGCGAUACGUUACAUUACUUCGAUAAUAUAUAAUAAAAUAGCCACACUGCUGUUCGGUUUUUAAAUAGGGUAGCCUAUAUCCCGUUCCCAGAGGAGCCUUCCCAGCGCUGAUUGACUGCGUGUCUGCCCUCAGCACCGCGGACAGCGACCAUGACUCGGCUCCGCAGGAAAGCUCUCGUGGCGCUGUUCCUCUUCACGCUGUUUAUUUUCGGGGCCAUGAUGGGGCUCAGGACGCUCAAGCCCAGCGACGGCUUCUCGGACCUAGCCCCCGGCAUAGGCAUAGACUUCCCCGGGGAGAAGCCGGACCGGAGGCGGCUGGAUGGGAGAGACGUGGCGCAGGUGUCGCCGGGCCAGUUCCACACGGGCAGCAGCAGCAGCAGCAGCAGUGACACUAAAGUGGUGUUCACCAGAUCGGACCGUGAAUACAGUAUAUUCUACGAUGUUCACAUCUUCUACUACCUGUGGUACGGCUCUCCCAGCAUGGACAACAAGUACAUCCACUGGGAUCAUGUGCUCGUGCCACACUGGGACCCCAAGAUCGCAGCCAGUCAUGCCCAGGGAAGGCACACACCUCCGGAGGAUAUCGCCUCGAGUUUCUACCCGGAGCUGGGAGCCUACAGCUCCAGGGACCCGGCGGUGCUGGAGGCACACAUGGCCCAGAUAGAGGCGGCUGCAGCAGGGGUGCUGGUGUUGUCCUGGUACCCCCCCGGGGUGGCAGACGACCACGGCGAGCCCACCGAGGACCUGGUUCCUGUCGUCAUGGACGCCGCCCACAGGCACAGCAUCAAGGUGGCCUUUCAUAUACAGCCAUACAAAGGACGGACGGACCAGAGCAUGCAUGACAACAUCAAAUACAUUAUUGACAAGUAUGGAAAGCAUGGCGCCUUCUACAGAUUCCGAUCCAGCACAGGACGAGUCCUGCCUCUGUUUUAUGUCUAUGACUCCUACCUGACACCGCCAGAGUCCUGGGCGGAGCUUCUGAAGACUAAAGGCUCCCACAGCAUCAGAGGCACAUCUUAUGACGGCGUUUUCGUCGCCCUCAUUGUGGAAGAGCGCAACAAACAUGACAUCUUAGCUAGCGGCUUCGAUGGCAUAUACACCUACUUUGCCUCCAACGGCUUCUCCUUUGGCUCAUCCCACCAGAACUGGAAAGCCAUCAAGGCCUUCUGCGAUGCAAACAAUCUCCUAUUUAUUCCCAGUGUUGGUCCAGGGUACGUGGACACAGCUGUCCGGCCAUGGAACAACCAUAACACCAGGAACCGGGUGAACGGACGUUACUACGACACAUCCUUGCAGGCAGCGUUGUCCGUCAGACCAGAAAUAGUCACCAUUACUUCCUUUAACCAGUGGCACGAAGGCACGCAGAUAGAGAAGGCUGUACCCAAGAAAACAGUGGCCCGUUUGUACCUUGACUACCAACCCAACCAACCAGACCACUACUUAGAGCUUACGCGCCAGUGGGCCGAGAACUUCAACAAGGAGAAGGACAAAUGGCUGAUGUGAACGUGGCUUUGUUUCCCUGCUAGAUGCCCUGAGCAUGCCCAGAAAUGACAUUAAGUCAGAUCCCCUAUGCCCCUUUAUGUUCCACAACCUACGAACUUUUCCCAAACUCUCAGCACUUCCGAUAAGAUUUUCUCUAAAUGUUCACUCUACCCUUACAGCUUUUAAUCACUUGCAUUUUUUUUGUACAGGUUAAUAAUGUCACCAAUAUGUUGAAGCUACAAUGUCACAAUGAUGUUCAGAUCAUCAUCGUUACAACUGUUUAUUAUCUGUUUGCAGAAACAAGAAAUUGCGUCUAUGUACAGUAACUCAGUAGGGUCUUUUUUCUUAUUUUCUUAA